Sycon ciliatum is the source of this 1227-nucleotide messenger RNA. Its product is annotated as mammalian ependymin-related protein 1-like. The record is from RefSeq and is a predicted model, not a curated record. Bases 269 to 871 code for a protein of 200 amino acids. Gene Ontology annotation, biological process: cell-matrix adhesion. The transcript is spliced from 6 exons. Gene Ontology annotation, molecular function: calcium ion binding. Gene Ontology annotation, cellular component: lysosome; extracellular region. Lineage: Eukaryota; Metazoa; Porifera; Calcarea; Leucosolenida; Sycettidae.
AGUACCAGUAGUUAAGUAAGUAAGUAAUAGAUAGUUCGUAUGCAAGGAGGACUCGGGGGAGUCGGGUUUCAACCGUGGUUUUGCGUGGGACAUCAGGCUUUCACAAGGUUAGCGUGUGCCGUGGUCCUGCUAUUCCAGAAAAACAAGAGGAAUAAACCUCGGCACUCAAACAAGUCCGCGCGCCGGCGCUGGCAAACGACCUAUCACUGCACUGGUCGGAGCAUAGCAAUCGAAGCAAGUGUCGCAGCGCAGCGACCAUCGCAUAAUCAUGCUUGCUAGGCUGUUCGCGGUUGUAGCGUCCUGCUGCUGUGUGCAGCAAGCACUGGCGAGAGGCCCAACACCAGCACGGUGUGUAUCUCCGGCCACUUGGGAAGGACGCUGCAUAACGUCACAGGUUGGCCAAUCGGCGAGUUUCAGUGAGGGAUUUUCCUUAUUCAGCUAUGACUCUUCCGAGGAGAGGAUAGCUAUCAAGAACGAGCUUGUAGAGGGAGACAAGCGUGAGUUCUAUGAAGAGAUCUUUCUUUUCAAACAGAAACUCGGGUACAAGAUCAACCUCAAGACUAGACAAUGCUUCAACUACACUCUGCUUGAGCCAUUCCGUCCGAUCGAAGUGCCGACAAAUGCCACAUCUCGCGGAGAGGAAUAUAUCGGCGUGUCGUCCGUGCCGGGAGCCAGCGUUCUUGUGACCCUGUGGAGUGCGGACACUACCAUCGGUCGCUAUAGUGGCAGCUGGACUGCAGUGGACUGCAUCCCUGUGAUGGACUCCUAUGUCAGCGCUACCAAGGGCUUCAUACACAGGACGUUCUAUGAUGUUGUCAUUGGGAUUCCCAAUCCAGAUGUAUUCGUUCCGCCGGGAGAAUGUUUUCAAUAGUCCGUGGCAGAGAUUGUAUAAUUACCGUCAUUGGGAUUCCCAAUCCAGAUGUAUUCGUUCCGCCGGGAGAAUGUUUUCAAUAGUCCGUGGCAGAGAUUGUAUAAUUACCGUCCGACUUACAAAAUUGAUUGCAUCGAAGUGACAAUCAGACUAAUCAUGCAUAUCCCCGGCCGCACGCUGUGCAAUGUUGAGCAAUAAACCUUUGAGCUAGCUACGAAAAUCCUAGCCAUAGCACUAGAGUCUAUACCUAGCGUCUUCUUCGUCUUCUUCGUCACGGUCAUCCUAGCCCCGCUCUCUAAUAAUCUACUACAUGUAGUACACUGAGAUUGUACUGCAGUGAAACCUGUCUAAGACGA